UCUUUAUCGACUUACGUCCAGUUAUCUGCGAUCUUCGAUCGUGCACAGACGUAACGGCAACAGAUUGUUCAUUCUGAAGUGAUGAAUAAAAUCGUGGGAUUAAACCUCUUCUUCUUCGUGUCAUCAGUACUUGGCAAUGAUGAAGUUUGUAAACCCAUCAUGGGAUCCUACAAAUUGUGCCGUAAAUCCAACACACUAACUCGUGUAAUUACCGACAACGCAUUCCUGUCUUCCUUGUACUUGUUUUUAGAUUGGACCGACGACACGACAAUCGGUCCGAAUGCUUUCUCCAAUUUAAAUCUAAAUGUUCUCAGUUUGUACUUCCCUUAUCCAAAGUACAAUGAUCCGCCUACAAUUGCAGUGACACUUCUACCAAAUUCCUUAGUUGGCUUAUCAGAAUUAAAAAAUCUAACAAUCAAAAAUGCCAAUAUUAAUUUCGGUGAUGGGAAUCCCCUGUCUUCACUAGUAUUAUUGCAAGAAUUAGAGAUAUCUAAAUCCAAUUUUACUGAGAUACCAACUGAUAUGUUAGCGAUGCUGCCGAAUCUUGAAGAUUUAUCACUGGAGGGCAAUCAAAUAAGAAAGAUCGAGCCAAAGGAUCUGCUGCCCCUGAAACAUUUGAAAAGAUUGGAUUUGAGUUACAACGACAUAACUGAUAUUAAACCAGGGACUUUUGAUGAAUUUAACGCAUUGAGGACACUGGAUCUGUCUUUCAAUUCUUUUCCAGUAGUGCCUGGACUCCUGAGAGGAUUAUCUUGCUUGAAGUUACUUCGAAUAUCUAAAUCGUUCGAUCACAACGGUUUCCAGUCUGAGAUGCUCUCAGAUGUACCAAAUCUGGACGAACUGCAAUUGGAUUUCAAUAAUCUAUCUACAUUGUCCCCUGAUAUGUUUCAGAAUCUCAGGUCACUGCGAGUGCUCUCCUUGUACGGCAACAAAAUUCGGGAUAUUCCUCGAGGAGUUUUUGACCAAAUGCCAUCACUGAAAGAUAUUUCAAUAGCUGACAAUGAAAUUGAGACGAUAACUCCGGGAGCGUUUGGUGAUUUAGACAUCGACACUGUAAAUCUCUCCUUGAAUCCUGUCAGAAAAACCAUCCAGACUGAUACCUUCAGAGGUCUUACAGUCCGUCGUUUGAUCCUUUCCAAAUGUAAAAUUGCAAAACUGGAAUCAAAGGCUUUCAACGGAUUACAAGUCACACAAAUGCUCGAUUUGACUGAGAAUGAUUUAACUGAAGUCGGGGCUGACGAUUUCUCAGGACUCAGGACUAAAAAUUUAGAUUUGAGUCAGAAUCGCAUUGCAGCUAUUACUAAGGACGCAUUCAAGAUGACUGCAAUGGAACGAUUUGGACUUUAUGGAAAUCCUAUCAAAGAUAGGGUCAAAGCAACUGAGUGGGGAAUAAAAUCAUCUGUCGUAAUUAUGAAAGCGGAUUGUGAAGCCAUGAAGAUAAUUGUUGGACUGAAUCUCCUGGCCGUGGUAUCAGGAAUCCUGAGGAAUGAUGAAGGAUGCGUAUCAAUUAGUGGGAACUUCAAAGCUUGUCGUGAAUCUCAAACGAUCACUCGGGUGAUGUCCGAGGGUUUCUCCAGCUACUUGAUUUUUCCGUUGGAUAGUGACACAACUAUUGGUGCUAAUGCGUUCACCAAUGCGAAUUUGAGUGUUCUUCGUCUGAACUUUCCUUAUCCUGGCAAAGAGAAAAUUACUCCAACCCUUACGCUGACAUUUCUGCCCCAUUCCUUCAGUGGUAUGUCGGAAUUAACAAAUCUAACUGUCACACAUGCUAAUAUCAAUUUCAACUGUGAUAAUCCGUUUGCUGGACUCCUGUCACUCCAGAGUUUGGAGAUAAUGAACUCCAACUUGACGGAAGUACCAACUGAAAUGUUGAAAUCAUUGCCAAAUCUUGAAGAGCUAUCUUUGGAGCGCAAUCAGAUACGGGAGAUUCAGCCACAUGAUUUAGCACCGUUUAAACGUCUGAGGAUUUUGAAUUUGAGCUUCAAUGAAAUGAGAAAUAUUGCACCAGGAACUUUUGAUGGACUGGAUGGAUUGAGAGUACUGGAUUUGUCUUUUAAUGUAUUUACUGCUGUGCCUGGACUCUUGAAAGGAUUGACGCAGUUGGAGAUUCUUCGGAUAUCGAAAUCCUUUGAUCACCACGGAUUCCAGUCUUUUAUUUUUCAAGAUGUCCCCAAUCUCCGGAAACUGCAAAUGGGCUACAAUAAUUUAACGGCUCUGGCUCCUGGAAUUUUUGACAGCAUUAUGUCGCUGCGUAAGCUUUCCCUCUAUGGUAAUCAAAUUCGAAAUAUUCCGACAGGUAUUUUUGAACGUCUGCGAUCGCUCAAGGAAAUUUCUAUAGCUGAUAAUGAUCUCGAGACGAUAGAACCGGGCGCUUUUGGUGAUUUGAAUCUUGAUGGUUUGAUUUUGUCUCUUAAUCGUGUCAGCAAAAUUAUUCAGAGUGAUACUUUUAAGGGUCUGACUGCACGUCGUUUGAGCUUGAACAAAUGCAAAAUUUCGAGAAUAGAACCGAAAGCUUUCGGUGGCUUACGAGUCACUCAAAUGUUGGACCUGUCUGAAAAUGAUUUAACUGAUGUUGGAGUAGAGGAUUUCUCGGGAUUGACAGUUGAGGACUUGGACUUGAGUCAAAAUCCUAUUGAAACUAUCGCCCAGAAUGCAUUUAAAAAUACUGUUUUGCAACGAUUGGGGCUUUAUGGUACACCUGUUAAGAAUAGAGUAGAUAAAAAUUCUUGGGGAAUUGAUUCAUCAGUUGAGAUUAUGAACCAAGCAUUGUGGUACUCUGUAGCAAUGAAGAUCUUCGUCGGAAUCAAUUUUAUCUUGCUCGUGCUCUCAGUAAGUGGAAAAAAUGAAGUUUGCGAAACUAAUGAGGAAGGUUUCGAGAUUUGCAGGGAAAUAACUACCGUGAUAACAAGUGUAACCAGCAAAAUGGGUAAAAGUGCCGAUACAAAAACAAGUGUGCAAAUGGAUUUUGAUGGUGAUGUAAUAAUCGGCCCAAACGCAUUCAGCACUUUGCACCUCACAAGCAUUAUUUUGAAGAUGCCAUAUACUGAUGUGCGAAAUAAAUCUGCUCUUCCCACGGUGACUCUCUAUCCGGAUUCAUUCGUGACUCCAUCGAAUAUAUUCAGCCUCUUCAUCAUACGGGCAAAUGUCAACUUGCUUGGAAAUAUAUUCAAUUCGAAUAUACAAAUAGAAUGGGUACGAUUGAUUCGUUGUGGUUUCACAGAGAUACCUACUGAAAUGUUAGAAUCUUUACCAAAUCUUGGUGAACUCUCAUUUGAACGUAAUUAUUUACGUGUAAUUCGUCGAGAUGCAUUUGCUCCGCUGAAACGUCUGAGAGAGUUGCAUUUGGAGGGAAAUGGUAUCGUCAGUUUGGAACUAGGUUGUUUCAAUGGUCUAGCUAAUUUAAAAGUAUUGAAUCUAGCUGACAACCAAUUUUCCCCAGUCUCUGGUAUUUUUAGUGGUCUGAAUAAGCUGACAGGUCUUGAUAUUACCAAUGCAUUCGGCGAUCAUGAGUUCAAUUUUCAUAGUCUUCAAGACACUCCCAGCCUGAUGAACCUCAGAAUGGGAAACACCAACAUAAAGUCUCUGAAACCCGAUAUGUUCUCCAUUGUUCCUAGACUUGCUUAUCUGUUUUUAUUCGGAAAUCAUAUUUCCAGUGUUCCAAAAGGGGUGUUUGAUACGAUGAAAUUCCUGAAACUAGUUCAUCUGGCCCAAAACGAUAUUAAGACGAUCGAACCGGGUGCAUUCUCUGGAUUGAAUAUGAAUAUUCUUUAUCUCUUGAAUAAUAAAGUGGAUAAAACCAUUGAGACAGGUACAUUCAGUGGCUUAUCUGUCACGGAGUUAAAUCUCAGGGCCAGCAACAUUCGAGAAUUGCAACCAAGAGCUUUCGAUGGUCUUUCUGCAAAGCAGCUUGAUUUAAGCGAUAAUAAAUUCACGCAAAUCGGUGCUGAGGAUUUUUAUGGACUGCAGGUUGAGGAACUCAUCUUAAAGAAUAAUAAUAUUACAGCUAUUGCUCCAAAUGCAUUCAAGAAUACUAAAGUGAAGAAACUGAGGCUGUUUGGUAAUCCCAUCGAUGAUAAUGAUAGAGAGACUUGGGGUCUUCCUGAAACAACAGAAAUAUUAUGGAAUGAAUACUCAUGGUGACCAGCAAGAUUAACAGUCGAGCAGAGAAUACUUUCUUGAUUGAAUGGAUUCUACAGAUAUCGAUGGAAUAUAGUUCAUAAGCAUGGCAUUUAUUCCCAGAUUUAAUUCUAGUUGAAGGAAUUAGAAAACCCAAAUAUCUGGUAGUAACUGGAUAGCUCUCACAAAUAUAUUACAAUUUGUUCCAAUAUUUGUCGUUAUCUGUCUUAGCAGAUUACUCGGAGUUAAAUAUUCCACGUGAUUUUUUCUAUCUUAAUUCUUUUCUAUUCAGUGUAUCGGCGUUGUGAAUGUAAUCAAAGUUAAUCAUUUGAAAUGAUAAACAUAAUAAUCUAAGUAAUGAGAAAUUAAGUAAGUUUUAGAAAAUAGAUGGAAAAAUGUUCUGUAGUUGCGCAAUUGGUAUUUGAAAAUGAGUAUAAAAUGUUUGUCUAUAUCUUACACAUAUUUUUAUAAAUAAAAAAAUAUAUAAGUCCAA
Fopius arisanus is the source of this 4609-nucleotide messenger RNA. RefSeq names its product slit homolog 3 protein-like. Bases 82 to 4140 code for a protein of 1352 amino acids. Lineage: Eukaryota; Metazoa; Arthropoda; Insecta; Hymenoptera; Braconidae. The transcript is spliced from 3 exons. The record is from RefSeq and is a predicted model, not a curated record. Gene Ontology annotation, molecular function: protein binding.